Molecule: messenger RNA, 6009 nt
Organism: Funneliformis geosporum
Lineage: Eukaryota; Fungi; Glomeromycota; Glomeromycetes; Glomerales; Glomeraceae
Source: the annotation of a GenBank genome assembly
AUGCCAAGUAGAGGAUUGCCUGAUCAUGAACAAAAACUAAUAGAUGAUGAUGUCAAAUAUUAUUAUAAUCGAUUGCCAGUGGAGCUUCAUAAUAAAUACAAAAAUGGAAUCUAUCCAGAUUUAUCUAAAUGUAAAGCAUAUAAAGUAUUUAGUUAUAAGUCUUUAACUAAGUUCUCUUUAUAUUUAGAAGAUAAAGACGUUCGUGAUCUUCAGGGGAAGCUUGAUAAUUUGGCCGAUCAAAUCUUCAAAGAAAGAACUUCUCAACAUUUUUAUCCUGGUAUUGUGAAUGAUCUUAAAAAUUUAAUAGACAAGACUCUCCGUAAUUUUUCAAAAACUCUUGGCGCUUUUGAUUCUGAUUUCAAAUGGAAUGUUCAUCUAUAUGUGUUGUUGAAGUUUAAACCAAAAAUGAAGAAAUUUCAAGACAAUUGGGAGAAAAAAAAUAGCCUCCUUGGUAUACUUGAUCAAAAGAAGGAAGAAUACUUAAAGAUAAUUGAUACUCGGCUUCAAUAUGGACAUUCGCUUGUUUCUGAGGGUCAUAUUGUUGGGGAUUAUUUAUUGAGAGUUAUUCAUAAAAAAGCAAUGAAGGCGGGAAACUCUGAACGUGUAAGAGCGAUCAGUGACGUAGCUUGGAUGACUAAUUCAGAAACCGUUAGACUCAAAUAUUUUGAGGAACUUGCCGAUCAAGUUCAAAAGGGUAAUAAAGAAACAGCUAUACGUCACUUUUCAAUUUCCGAACUUUCUAUAGAAAAUUGGUUUAUACGUACCGUUAAUAGUAAUAAAAAUGGAAAUCCAGAACAAAAAUACAGAGAGACUUUUAAUGCAGAAUUCGAGCGAGUUCUUCAGGAUAUUCGUAACUGUAAAAAUUUUGAGGAAAUUAAAGUAUACGUAAAUAAUUAUAUGACACAAGUUGAUAAAGUGGACUAUAAGUUGGAUAUUAAGCAUACCUUAUUAAAAGACGGAAGCAUACAAAUCUUCCAACGUACAAUCGAGAAAGAACUUGAAAAUAAAGAAAAUGGUCAUUAUUCAAAUCCCGAAUCUUUUGAAGAUCCAUCUGAUAAUAAAUCAAUUAUGAAACGACUCGGAUGUACAGAGGCAUGUCAUUGGUGCGGGGCUUUGUGCUGGGGAUCUCGAGAUCAUCAUGAAAAUAGCGACACAACGAAAGUUCAUCAUACUAGUCAUCAACCCCAUGGUCUUUCUGGAAUAACACAUAGAGAUACACGUGAACUUAGGGCAAUGCCAUGUCAUAAAAUGACAGAUGCUUGGACUGUGUGGUAUAUUGGUGGUAAGGAGAAUGGUACAAUAUGGAGUGAAGCAAUAUCUCGAGAUUUUUCGGAUUGGAAAUUCGAAGCUCAUUGCAAUCAAAUUUUUAAUGAACUUAUGUGCUGGUUUUUUGAAAAGUUGCAUCAUGAUUUGGCAGCUAAAUGGAAUUGUAAACCAUCACCUUGUAAUGAAAUGAGAGAUCACGGUUGUUUAAAUUUGAAUUAUGAUAGUGAAGAAAUACCUUUAAUUGAACCUUACAAUUAUGUUAAACUCAAUGAAAUUUUUCCACCUCCAAAAUUACCGGUUACUGGAAAAAAUGGGACUGUAAUCGAAGUUCUUCCAUACAUCCGGCAGAAAGUUAAGAUGUGGGGAGCUGAUGUUCUUAGAGCAGAAAAUAUUAAAACUUUGAUCGAGGAAGCUGAUGAUGUUUCUGAUAAGGAAUUUUCUGAUGUUGAAUCAAUGGAUGAAGACCAAGAUUUUCUGCAAAAAAAUAAAUUGUCUCGAUUUGAUUGCAUUGCUAGUUUGCUUGCGUCUUCCGAGUGUACUGUAGCUCAGGAUAUCUUCCAAACCUUAUCACAAUUUCCAAUUGCAUUUCCAUUAAUAAUGCCUGGAUUAGUUGAUGCGAAUAAUUUCAAAGUGUUGCUUCCUUUGCUUAUCGGCCCAGUGAUCAAAUGGGAAACGAAACCAGGAACAAUAAUUGAAAAUCACCUUUUCAGUGAUCCAUUCAAAAUGAUUGUCGCCGUCCGAAUUGGAGCCAGCUCUCCGGGUAAAAGCUCGAUUAUAAAUCAGUUGAUGACUUCAGAUUCUAUGUUCUCCUCAAGCAGUGAACCAAGAGCAGAAUAUGGGAUUCCACAUAUGGUCAGUGGAAGCGUCGAGUUUACUUGGUUAACUCAAGAAACUUGUGGCGUUAGUUUAUGGAAUGAAGUUUUUAAAAAUUACUACAAGGAAGGGACAAAAGAAAUUGUGUUAUUUGCAAAUUUACAUGGCGAUGCCUUGGAUUAUCCAAACCAAAUUCGAUUUUUAAAGCAAUUUCCAUCUAGUUUCUUGGUUUUCUUAAUGCCUGGUUAUACUGAUGAUCAAGUUGAUACUUUUAAGAACAUAGUGGAUACCAAUAAAAUUGUAUAUUGCUGGGUGAAUCACAAGAAGAAGAAAAAGUAUUCAAUCGAUACCACACUUUUAACAAAAGAUCAAACGUUAAAAAAGGUACGACAUUUGUUUAAAGAAGCCUUAGAUUUUACUUUACCUUUCAAAUAUAAUAAAUUAACGCUAAGAGAUUCACUUCAUUUGGGAGAAACGCUUCAAUUUACUGAAAGUAUUGAACUUUCAGAGUCUCAGCUUUUGAUAGAUUUUGUUAAACAAAAAACUUGUCGUCACAUUAAGCUACAAAUUAUACAACAAAGAAAACAAUCCGAUAACGGUCACCAAAUUUGGCAAGAAAAUGAUGAAAUGCAUAGUUUAAUAUUUUUGUUCAUUGACAUUCUAAAUCUACCUCUCGGUAAAAGAAUACGAGCUCUGGCACACCUUGAAAGAGAAGUAUCCAUGCUCUCUAUGGUAGAAUCCUCAGAAGCUCGGAAUAAGGCUUUAUUGAAAAGAGAAGAAUUACGUAAAACCAGCUUAGACAAUAGGAAUCAAAAAAGUGAGGAAAGUAUUAGAAGAGAAAUUGCAAAAAUUUGGGCAGAAGUUUGUAAUAUAAGUUUAGGUAUGGAGCAUUUGUUCCGCGAAUUGGGUAGAAUAUAUUUUUCCGUCCAUUAUCAAUCGCACGAUACUGUUUUGAAACUACCACAACUUUAUGCUGAACUUCUGAUUAGCGGUCACACUAUAGAGUUGCUUGAUGGUGACGCUGGUGCUAUAUCUGAAGCCUGGUUCUCGGCAAUUUGUAACUGCAUUUGUAAAAAGUUUCCAAAGCUUCGAAUUUUUGUGAUCAGCAUACUAGGUCUACAAUCAUCGGGAAAGUCAACUCUUUUGAACGCUCUUUUUGCAUGUAGAUUUGCAGUUUCUGUUGGACGUUGCACGAGAGGUCUAUUCAUGUGUCUAUUAUUCUUGGAAAAAAAUUUAUCAGAUCAACUCGGUGUUGACGCAUUUGUCUUGAUUGAUACUGAAGGUCUUGGUGCACCAGAAAAGAUGGAUGAUCCGGAAUCAGAAAAGAAAGAUCGUAUCUUAGCAACCUUUGCAAUGGGUGUAAGCAAUUUAACCAUUCUCAAUGUACUUGGAGAAUCAACUCGAGACUUGACUGAGAUCUUACAGAUAGCUAUUGUGACAAUGGCUCGUCUUAAAAAAGCAGAGAUGACACCCGAUAUUCUUAUGGUACAACAUGUAUCUGAACGAAGUAAAGCAAAACUUUCUGAGCCAGAAGAACAGUUUCGAAUAGCUCUGCAGGACGCUUUGAAACUAACCAACGAAAAAGACAUUGAGAUGGGAAUUUUCAACACAAAAUGUCUUCAUAUUCUUGAUGAAAGAAUAAAAAAAGGUCAGCUCCUUAAACAAUUUCGACCAUUUAAAAAUGGUGCAACUACUUAUGCCCCACCUUCAGAGCAAUAUCACGAGGAUGUUGUUAAUUUGUAUGAAUCCAUACUUGCCGAUUGUAAGAAUUCACGAAGAAAAAUUGAAUUCUCUAAAUGGAAUUCAUUAAUUCAAGGUUAUUGGCGAGCAGUCUCUCUUGAAAAUUUUUCUGUUCACUUCAAAAAUAUCAGAGAAAUUUAUGAGUUUAUAGAACUUGGCAAACGAAUUACAAAGGUGAAAGAAACCAUUAGCAGAGCAUUCCUUAAGCACGAGGAAAAGAUUAUGCAAGAAGUACGAUCCAAGUUUCAGUGUUGGUCUCCCGAAAAUUCAUGUCUCCAAAAUGAAUGUUCGGAGUUGAUUGAAUCUCGUCUAGAUGGUGUACUAAAUUGUGAUAAUAACUCAAAUUGUGUAGAGUGUAAAAAAACGAAAAAAGAAAGGGUUGAAUUGGAAGAAUACCUUAAAGAUACGGAUAAUGAAAAAACUGAAACGGAAACUAAACAAACCAUUACAAAUUAUAUCCAAAUUAAUCGUCAAUCUGUAUCCGAGAAACUUACGCGAAUGCUUUCAGCAAUCAUUAUCCGAAAGGGCCUUUCAUCUGAAUCUCUUGAAAUAAUCAACAGGCAUUUAGAAAACAUCAUAAGAGAUAUGCCAAGUAGAGGAUUGCCUGAUCAUGAACGUAAACGAAAAAUUGAAGAAAUAUGGAAUGUACUGCGGUCUAACAUAUCGUCAAAAGACAAGCCUAAAUCGGUAGAUAAGGCAAUUGAUGAUGAGGUAGAAUCUUGUUAUAAUCAAUUGCCAUUGGAGCUUAAAAAUAAAUACAAAGAUAGAAUUUUUCCAGAUUUAUUUAAGCUUAAAGCAUAUAAAGUGAUAGUUUACAAGUCUAUAACUAAUUUCUCUCAAUAUAUGGAAGAGGGAGUUGUCCAUGACCUUCAGGCAAAGCUUGAUAAUUUAGCUGAUAAAAUCUUCAAAGAAAAUUCUCAACAUUAUUAUCCUGGUAUUGUGUAUGCUCUCAAAAGCUCAAUAGAUAAGACGCUCAGUACUUUUUCAAAAUAUUAUAUCUCUCUUUAUUCUGAUUUCAAAUGGAAUUGCCAUCUAUAUGCUUUGUUAAAGUUUAAGCACAAAAUGAUGAGAUUUCAAGAAAACUGGGAGAAGGAAAAUAGUUCCCUUGGUAUACUUGACCAAAAGAAGGAAAAGUACUUAAAGAUCAUUGAUACUCGGCUUCAAUAUGGGCAUUCGCUUGUUUCUGAGGGUCAUAUUGUUGGUGACUAUUUAUUGAGAGUUAUUCAUAAAAAAGCAAUGAAGGCAGGAAACUCUGAACGUGUAAGAGCGGUCAGUGACAUAGCUUGGAUGACUAAUUCAGAAACCGUUAGACUCAAAUAUUUUGAGGAACUUGCCGAUCAAGUUCAAAGGGGUGAUAAACAAGAGGCUAUAAGUUACUUUAUUUGGCCUGAAUAUUAUAUAGAAACUUGGUUUAUAUGUACAGUUGAUAAUAAUGCAUGUGGAAACCCAAAACAAAAGUUCGAAGAGACUUUUAAUGCAGAAUUCGAGCGAGUUUUUCAGGAGAUUCGUAACUGUAAAUGUUUUGAGAAAAUCAAAGUAUACGUAAAUAAUUAUAUGACACAAGUUGAUAAAGUAGAUUAUAAGUUGGAUCUUGAGCAUACACUAUUAAAAGAUGUAAACUUAAUAUUAUUUCAACGUGCAAUCGAGGAAGAGCUUAAAAAUAAGAAGGAUGGUUAUUUUUCAAAUCCCGAACCUUUUGAAAAUCCAUCUGAUGACAAAUCAAUUAUGAAACGACUCGGAUGUACAGAGGCAUGUCAUUGGUGCGGGGCUUUGUGCUGGGGAUCUCGAGAUCAUCAUGAACAUAGCGACACAACGAAAAUGCAUCAUACUUGUCAUCAACCCCGAGGUCUUUCUGGAACAAGCAAUAAGAAUACACGUGAACUUAGUGCAAUACCAUGUCAUAAAAUGACGGAUGGUGAAUGUGUGUGUUAUGCAGGGUAUGAUGGUAAGGAAAAAAAAUUAAAAUGGGGGGAUGCAAAAACUCACGAUUUUUCGGAUUGGAAAUUUGAAGCUCACUGCAAUCAAACGUUCAAUGAUCUUAUGUGCUGGUUUUUCGAAAAGUUGAAUCAUGAUUUAGCACCUAAAUGGCAAAAUAAACCAUCAACUUAUAAAGAAUUGAAGAAUUACGGUUGUCUAAACUUGAAUUAUGAUAGUAUUAUUAACAUGAUUAGAACUAAACUUACCCUAUAA